Molecule: messenger RNA, 2821 nt
Organism: Thunnus maccoyii (southern bluefin tuna)
Lineage: Eukaryota; Metazoa; Chordata; Actinopteri; Scombriformes; Scombridae
Product: glycerophosphodiester phosphodiesterase 1-like
Exons: 6
Coding region: 192-1187 (331 amino acids)
Biological process (GO): lipid metabolic process
Molecular function (GO): phosphoric diester hydrolase activity
Source: RefSeq, a predicted model, not a curated record
AUCAGAAGUGAAACUGCUGAUUCUCCAUCAUCUCUGUGUGUGAUCUGCUGUCUGACCAAUCCACCAUAUACUCAGUUACCUGAGUGCUGACAGCAGAGCUCCAUCCAUGGCAUCUUUCUGAAUCCACGAUUCUCUCAUCCUCCGGUGCGGUCGUGACAUAAAUAGGCUAUCCGUGCGCUUUUGCAUCCACCAUGCUGCAGAUUGGAGAUGAAGUGGUGUAUUUCUCGGCGGUGUUUCUGCUGGUGAUGUUAGGGACGAGGAGCGCCACGGGGGCCUCCCUUCUCACUGCAUUGCUCUACGUCUUUAUGGUGAUGUUCCGGUUUCCUGCGGUGCCUGCGAACCAGGCCGGCCGUGUCCUGCGGCCCAGGGCUCCUUCAGGCGGCGUCACGGUGGUGGCGCACCGCGGAGGGAGCCACGAUGCUCCGGAGAACACCCUGGCAGCGAUCAGAGAGGCCAGUAGGAACGGGGCUACUGGAGUAGAACUGGACCUGAGUUUCACAGCUGACGGAGUGCCCGUACUGAUGCAUGAUGAGACUGUGGACCGCACCACCAAUGGCUCUGGACCAGUUAACAAAAUGCAGUUUGUCCAGCUCAGGAGACUAGAUGCUGCUGCUCGCCACCGUCUGAGGGAGAGGUUCAGCGGAGAGAAAGUCCCGACUCUGCAAGAGGCAGUGGAGGAAUGCAUCAGACACCAGCUGACCGUCUUCUUUGAUGUCAAAGGUCAACCUGAUAAGGCUGCAUCAGUGCUUCAUGAGAUGUAUAAGAAGUUUCCAGUCCUUUACAAUACCAGCAUGGUUUCCUCCUUUGAACCCAAAGUCAUCUACAAGAUGCGUCAAACUGACCCCAAUGUGGUCACGGCUCUCACCCACCGGCCCUGGAGACUGAGCCGCUAUGGUGAUGGCACUCCUCGGACCCUGUCGUCAUGGGGUCAGAUGUGGACUGGGGUUCUGGACGUGUUGCUGGACUGGGCUCACCACCACAUACUGUGGAAACUCUGUGGAGUCUCUGCCAUCCUCGUACAAAAAGACUUCAUCUCACAGGACUAUGUUCAGUACUGGGCAGAGCGUGAAGUGGAGGUGGUGGGCUGGACUGUUAACACAGCUGUGGAGAAAGACUACUACCAAAACCUGCUCAACAUUGGCUUCAUCACUGACAGUCUGCUGGAAGACUGCGAUCCUCAUUACUGAAUGAUCUCUCACACACACAUGCAAGGUUGUUCAACACAUGUGACAAUGAUUAAAAACAAAGAAAAAGUUUCCUUAUAAACAAAUUAGACAUUUCAUUAACAUUUCUAAGUUUCUUUUCUUGUUUUUUCAAAGAGCAUAACAUACUGAAAUACAUAGAUGAAGUUUUAAGAGGGAGGAAGCUUGAUAUUUGGUGCUAACCAGCUGAGUAGUGGCAAUCGAACAAAGCAAGCUUUAUAGAAACACAUAUAUGAUUUAGCGUAAGACAUAAUAACACAUUGUUACCUGUAGCUGGCAUACAGGUAAUUUCCCUUUAAAUCUACAGUCACGUUAAACCAUGAAGGCUCUACUGUAUCCUUAUCCUACUACCAGCAGCUAUACCUCCGACUCUCCUGGACCAGGGAUUAGGAUUACGCUACUUUAAAGAUCUUUUCUACCUUCUGUGCUGAUCUUUCAGAGGCUUUGUUGCGGCGUUUAAAGAGACAUCAGUGUAUAUAAUUGUAACUUUAGACAUAUUGGCAUCAUAUUAAUGCCUGCUAUCAUGAUAUUUAUCCAAUUCAUAGACUUCUCUUGUGCAUAUUCUACAACUUGACAUAAUUGUUUAAUUAAUCUGAAAUUUCCCCUCUGUUAUUAAGUGCCAUUGUUGCACAAAUACAUGAGAAAUGUUGUUAUAAGACAUUAACGUAUGAUAAAAGACACUUAUAUAAAGAAGACAAACAACUUGUAAACCACAGAAAGUCCUCACACUCAAAUCUCAGAGACUGAAAACAAUUUAGAAUUUGUUUAAAAGCGACUUGUCUUUUAAUUCAGCAUUUAAUUCAACAGCUGCUCGGAAUAAGAAAUGUUUAUAUCUAUUACAUUACAGUAUGUGCCGGUCUGAGUGCUCUGACACAUCUCUGCCACCAGAGACCCAGCAGUUUUGGCAGACACAUGAAUUAAGAAGACUAAACAUUUUGAUCCUAGCUGCACCGAAAGGCCUCUGUUGUCUGUUUUGUGAUCAGGGCCACAAACAGGAUUUAAUAAAAUACUGAGGUCAGGAGUUCAGAUUCCUUCAGUGCCACCCCACCUGCAAAAGAAUUGUUUGACUAGACACCCAAAAAACCUUAAUAUUACAUUUCUUUCACAUUACAUUUAUUCACUUAACAUUUCAGUUAUAUAUUCUGCACAUUUUAUCUCUCUACAUAAUGGUCUAAAUGCUGCUUUAAAUAAUUCUCCACACUGCCAGGUGUAUAAUUUUGGGGGAUAAAUGCUAAAUCCAUUAAAUUGACUUUUAUUGAACUUAAUUGUUUUGCAUGAAAACAUGUACAGAUACUGACUGUGGAGAAUAUCAGAAUCAGCCUUAAAAACCAAAUUGUCUGUAACUGUAGAAUGUAAACUGUUAAUCAAAAGCUCCAAAUUUCCAGAGAGGGUACAGAGGACAUGAAAUAAACAUGUACAAUAAGAGAAUCUUGUAGGCUAAAGAUGAGGUUAUUCUCUUGAAAGAAAAAUCUACAUUUCAACAAGACUGUGGUCUGAGAUUAGUGAUAAAUCAACAAGCGAUUACUCAUCAACAUUUCCCUGUUUGGCUGAAAUAUAUCUUCAGAAUGUAUAUCCAGUCUGCAAAACAGAUGGAAGCUAAUAAUGCCUUGUAAGUGAAA